AUGGCUCUGAUCAGUGAUCACCCAGUGCCCUUCAUCCACAACAUUGUCAGAUAUGGUGACAUGGUACCAAAGACCAUCAUGGGGAAGAUCUUUGGCUCAAUCUGCUCUCUGAGUGGAGUGCUGGUCAUCGCUCUGCCUGUGCCCGUCAUUGUGUCCAACUUCAGCCGGAUCUACCACCAGAGCCAGAGGGCCGAGAAGAGGAGAGCCCAGAAGAAAACCAGGCUUGCUAGAAUUCUUGCCGUGAAGAAUGGAGGGGCUAAUGCUUAUUUGCAGUACAAACAAACCCUGCAGCAGUUCGGAACGAAUGAGGAGGCCUCAAAGGAAGCUGGGAAAGCCCUGGUGUGCAAGACCAACCCCAACUUUGAGGAGCAUCACCAUCAUCUGCUGAACUGUCUUGAGAAAACCACAAACCACGACUUUGUGGAUGAGAAGACAUUUGAGGCCAGCUUCAGGGAAGAGACCCUGGUGAAGCAGAUUUCUCGAACCUCGUCCAUCUCCUCCAGCUCCUCGGCUCACGGCCUGAGCUCCUGCUGCGGCCGGAGGAAGAGGAAGAGCUUCAACGUCCCAAACUCCAACAUGUCAGUGGGUCUACAGGGCAGCCAGGAGCUCAGCACCAUACAGAUCAGAGAAAGACCACUGACUAACAGCCGCUCCAGUUUGAAUGCCAAGUUUGAAGAGACAGUCCCACUAAACUGUGAACAGCCCUACACCACUGCGGUCAUCAGCAUGCCCACGCCCCCAGUCACCACGCCUGAGGGGGACGAGUCUGCCAGCUCCACUGACUACUCCCAAGCAAAUAUAGUUCGGGUAUCAGCCCUCUAG
Molecule: messenger RNA, 822 nt
Organism: Boleophthalmus pectinirostris (great blue-spotted mudskipper)
Lineage: Eukaryota; Metazoa; Chordata; Actinopteri; Gobiiformes; Gobiidae
Product: potassium voltage-gated channel, Shal-related subfamily, member 2
Exons: 7
Coding region: 1-822 (273 amino acids)
Biological process (GO): potassium ion transmembrane transport
Cellular component (GO): voltage-gated potassium channel complex; membrane
Molecular function (GO): A-type (transient outward) potassium channel activity
Source: RefSeq, a predicted model, not a curated record